Molecule: messenger RNA, 341 nt
Organism: Diabrotica balteata
Lineage: Eukaryota; Metazoa; Arthropoda; Insecta; Coleoptera; Chrysomelidae
Source: the annotation of a GenBank genome assembly
AUAAGACAACUGAAUCCAAUCCUAUGAGACGGACACAUAACAAAAAAAAAACCAAAAAAAAAAUUGAUAACACAAUGAAAAUCAGCAGAAACAAAAUAAACACCACAGAAAUGGACUACUGGAGAAGAAGUUGCAGAGUUUCCAGAAUGGAAAAAAUAACUAACGACGAAAUCAAAAGACGAAUAGAAAUAAAGAAAGACACCUUAAAUUACAUUGAAGAAAAAAGAUUAACGUGGUACGGACAUGUCAGACGAACAGACCCAAACCGAUGGAUAGCAAAAAUAACAGAGUGGAGCCCCAUAGGAAAACGCAAAAGGGGCAGACCAAGAUCUUUCAGAGAU